GAUUGAGAGCCCCGACACUCUGGGUGGAGCUUCUCCCCUCCCUCUUGCCAUGCCAGCUACAGAUAAGUUGGUUUUUCAUACUGUUGCUGAAGUUGCAACCCCUCCAAGAUAAACACCCCUCCUUUGAUUUGCUGUUAUUCCUGCCGUCAGUCGCUGAUAUCACCACACUUUUUUUUGGUGAUUUUUGCUUCGUUUUAUGAAAAAACGUUUUCUUUUUAGCGUCAGGACUUCUCAAGUCGAAGACAGCCCGAGCAGCGACGGGCUUUUUCCAGCGGUGGGCAGCUUGUGACCCCAUUCUCUUUCGUGUGGUAUGAAAACUCUGCACAAACCAGGCUGCCCAGCCAACGCAAGAUAACAUCAUGUCGGCUGACACCGAGCCAGAUCCCAAAGUGUUUGUGAACCCUCCUCCCCCUGAGGUGACCAAUCCCAACAAGCCUGGCCGACUGACCAACCAACUGCGGUACAUGCAGAAAGUGGUGGUAAAAGCGCUGUGGCGGCACCAGUUCGCUUGGCCUUUCUACCAGCCAGUUGAUGCAGUUGGUCUUGGACUUUCAGAUUAUCAUCAGGUAAUAACAUCUCCCAUGGAUUUGGGCACCAUUAAAAAACGACUGGAGAAUAACUACUACCACAGUUCAAGUGAAUGCCUGCAGGACUUCAACACUAUGUUCACCAACUGUUACAUAUAUAACAAGCCUACAGAUGACAUUGUGUUGAUGGCUCUCGCUUUGGAAAAGAUUUUCUUGCAAAAAGUUUCCCAGAUGCCUCAGAAAGAAGAGGAGAUUAUUCAGCCUGCGGGGAGAGGGAGAGGCAAAAACAUCACCCCUUCAGGUAAAAGGAUGAGAGGUGACAGCGUGACCAAAACAAUCAGUCCUCUAAGCAGAAACUUUGAAAAAAAGGAGGAGCCACAAAAAACCGUAGAGGUGGGAGGUCUGAAGGAACAGCUGAAGUACUGCAGCGACAUCUUAAAGGAAUUGUUGUCGAAAAAACAUUCAGCGUAUGCGUGGCCGUUCUACGAGCCCGUCGACGCCAAAGCUCUGGGACUUCAUGAUUACCACGACAUCAUCAAAAACCCCAUGGAUCUCGGCACUGUGAAAAAAAAGAUGGAUGGAGGAGAAUACCAGGAUGAACAGCAAUUUGCUGCAGAUGUCCGCUUAAUUUUUUCCAAUUGCUACAAGUAUAACCCCUCACACCACACUGUUGUGGGCAUGGCCAGAAAGCUUCAGGGAGUGUUUGAGCAGAAGUUUGCAAAAAUGCCAGAAGAACACAUAGAGGUUAUUGUUCCGGGUAGCACCAUCAAGCAGAUUCACAGGUCUGAGUUACGUGAGGAAACACAGGUUACUCAGGUACAAGAACAGGUAAAGACUGCUAAUAAAGAGCUUGGAGUGAACCUUGAAGACCCUGUUAGUAUUCCCAAACCAAGGAAUGAGAACGAUGACAUAGAGAAUGUCAGGGAUCUUCCCAAACGGACUUCAACCUUCACCGAUAGGCAUUCAAUGAACCGGGACAAUGAUCGGGAUUCGGGUGACAAAUCCUUGCCAAUGACGUAUCAGGAAAAACAUCAGCUGAGCCUCGACAUUAACCGUCUCCCUGGCAUGAAGCUGGCCCAAGUGGUGAAAAUCAUUGAAACACUGGAGCCCAGCAGUUGCAAUUCUGACAUAGAUGAGAUAGAGAUUGACUUUGAGAUAUUGAAGCCAUCUACUCUCCGACAGCUUGAACAAUAUGUCAGAUCCUGCCUGUUCAAGAAGUUCAAAAGAUACCAAAGAAACUCCUCCCGAAGUACCUCUAAGUACAUCAGCACAAGCAGCAGUUUAUCGGAUUCUGACACAAGCAACUCCACUGACUCCAGUUCAGAAGACCACUGACUUAAUCCUUGUUACGCAUUUAUUCUUGAAAAGUUUUUUUUUUUAAUGACUGCCUAACUGUUUUUUUUUAUUUUUGUAAAAAUAUUUUUCAAAAAAAAUUAAUAAAUUAUAUAUGAAUGUUUUAGAUCUACUUUAUAGAAAUGUAAUGUUAAGGUCUAUCUAUGCUUUAACCAUAGAUUAUAUACACUAGAACAAAGUUGUCUGUAGUUCAAGUUUAACUCAACCCAAAAUGGUGACAGAAAUAACCUGAAUUCGACAAAGGUAAUCAUAAAAACACAUUCUAUGGAAAAUGGAAGUCGGAUAUUUCUUUUCUACCAUGUUUCAAUGGAAUGAAACUAACAAAUGAAGUCAUGAAACGUACCUGGCCCCAAGAAAAAAGACUGAAAAUGUGACCAAAGGGAUAGGGUAAAUCAAGGUGUUUCCUCUAAUUAGCAUCUGUCUACUACAAUCUUCUAACCAGCCAGCAGGCCUGUAGAGAGGCUGUGGAAAAUAUAUUUGCUCAUGAGGAUUAAUCACAAAUAUGUAAUCAUGACUGUGUAUUGCAAAGCAUAUCAAACUGUAAAAUGUACCAUUGUUUGAAGAACUGUGAACUUUGAGACUACCAAGUCUGUUACCAGUGGUAGGAGGGAUGUAAACACAGAGCAUUAUCACACAUUCAAACUCCCAUAGGAGAUAGCAUUGCCCCAUGCCAACCUUGAGUACCUCAACAUCUAGGAGCACAUCUGUUUCCUCAUGUGAACAUGAGCCACGUUACACCAUCUCUCCCUUGCAAACACCACCAGCCCACUCCUCUCUUCUUUCUGCUCUCUGCCAAAUUCCUGUCCGUGCAGAUGAGUUUAAAACCAUUCAGGGAAACUAAUGAGUCUGGGAAAAAGUUCAUCAAACCACGUCUCCGUGAACCACACAAUACAAGCGUCCCUGUACUCUCUCUGGAAAUAGCGCCACAAGCUCCUCUGCCAUUUGCGGCUAGAUCUUAUGUUUCCCAUGACAACAGAAGGUAAAUAAGUUUUUCUCCGCUUCAUCCUGCCACCUCUGCAGUCUCUCCAUCUUCUUCAUAUUUCUGCAGGGAUGUCUGGUCUCUCAGCAUAGUGGCUAGCUGGGCAACCAUGCAUAGUGUCUUUGACAAAGCGAUCCUCCAUGCAGAAUAGAAAAAUGCCAAAAGUAAUCUCAGCACCACAGUCCCAAAAAAUUGGCUUCCCAUGUUCAUGC
Cyprinodon variegatus (sheepshead minnow) is the source of this 3071-nucleotide messenger RNA. RefSeq names its product bromodomain containing 3 (gene brd3). The record is from RefSeq and is a predicted model, not a curated record. Gene Ontology annotation, biological process: chromatin remodeling; regulation of DNA-templated transcription. Bases 360 to 1862 code for a protein of 500 amino acids. The transcript is spliced from 11 exons. Lineage: Eukaryota; Metazoa; Chordata; Actinopteri; Cyprinodontiformes; Cyprinodontidae. Gene Ontology annotation, cellular component: chromatin; nucleus.